Pecten maximus is the source of this 1764-nucleotide messenger RNA. Its product is annotated as cholecystokinin receptor type A-like. Gene Ontology annotation, cellular component: membrane. NCBI's taxonomy places the organism in Eukaryota, Metazoa, Mollusca, Bivalvia, Pectinida, Pectinidae. The record is from RefSeq and is a predicted model, not a curated record. Bases 201 to 1346 code for a protein of 381 amino acids. Gene Ontology annotation, biological process: neuropeptide signaling pathway. Gene Ontology annotation, molecular function: G protein-coupled peptide receptor activity. The transcript has a single exon.
GUUGUGUUUGCAUCCCAAUCUUUGUCAAGUAUGCUGUACACGUAACGCGUUUACAAAUAACAUUGCCAAUUAGUGGACAAUCAUCAUGUGUGAAAUGCAUACGCUUAUAUGAAGUAUCGGCACGGUGUGAUCCAGACAUACAAGUAAAAUUGGGACGUCCUUAUCUAUGCGGUAUUUAACGACACCGCAAAACUACAAAUAUGUCUCGUAUUGAUUUGACAACAAACAAUUCCGAACUUACGUUACAGGAAAUAGAAUGGCAGAUUUUUGUUGAGAAGGAUAUACCAUUGACUGUGUUUCUAUCCAUUCUCAGUGUUAUUGGGACGCUAGAAAACUUUAUGGUCAUCUUGACCGUUGGACGGCGUGGCAGGUGGCCAAACUACAGGAUCCUCAUACAAUGCCUUGCUGUCGCUGACUUAUUUUCCUGUGCGUUAAGCAUUCCGGGAUACGUUGUUCUUUCAAGGUUCCGAUACACCAUCGAAUCCGAUGUCUUUUGUAGGUGUACCACAAUGUUCCAUAUCUUCGUUGGAGCUUAUUCUGUCGAUUUGUUAUGCUUCAUAUCUAUAGAACGCUUCCGGAAAACUUGCAGGCCAUUUGCAAAGCAGUUCAGCAUAACACACACAAAGAUUGUCAGUGCAUGUUUGGCUGUGUUUGACCUAGGACUGGCGACGUUGGGACUUUUUACAUUCAGUGCUCAACCCAUAAUGGUAGGUAAGCUCACCGGACACUGUUGUCGAAUCAUCAAAGAAGGAACAUUCGCGAAAAUAUUUAGUCAGACACUAAGCUUAUUUCUCUUCCUUAAAAUAGUUGUCUGUACAAUUUUAUACAUCAUAAUUGGAAGAACAAUUCUCAUGCAUAGGAAGCACAUACCGAUGAUAGCAUCAUUUAAACAUCAAAGUUCCAGAAAUAUGAACCCACAUGGCGAUCAGGAAAAUAACAAGGAUCGGGAAUUGAACGGAGCAAACGGGUGUAAUACUCAAAGAAUCUCAACCAAAAGUGUGACGAGCUAUGAGCUGAGUACUUUGUCACAAAGCAAUGGAUCAAAUAGACAGCAGAGAUCAACAUUGAAAGGAAAAGCCCUGUACACAAAAAGUGCUCAAAUAUCCUUCAUGUUUCUCAUGUGCACAUGCUUGUCUUUCCUGUCCUUCGUGCCUGUUCUCGCGAUCAGAUGUAUCGGGAGUUUUGAUUGGCAGCUGAGAGUGGACCUGUUUGAGUUCCUCGGACCGAUGGCAGGGAUUGUUUACCGAUUACACGUGCUGAAUCACGUGAUCAACCCCAUUGUUUACUGUUUGACUAACAGCAACUUUAGACGAGACUGCACCAACCUCUUCAAAUGCCGAGCCUAACGUUACUAUUGUGAUGUUGUUGACAAGCGUAAGUUUCAGGACUAAGAUACUUUCUUCGUCGGUGUAAUCAUGAAAAGGUGGCUAUCUGCUUCCAACAGAGAAUUAGAGUACCAGUUGAGAAGGCUCUUUGUACAUUAUGAAGAUUUUCUUCGGCGUCCAUUGACAUUAAACAGCAACAAAAUAUGCUUUACUUAUAUAAAAAAAACUUUGCAGUUACGUUUACAUUUUAUUUACUCAUUUACAUGUCAAACAUUUCAUAAUCUCAUGACUUUUGCUUAAUUGUAUAUAUUUAUAAUGUUUAUAAGCUGAUUUAAGGAGGAUUGAAUUAUAUAUACAUAUAUACAUGUAUUACAUUAUUUUCAUACUUACUUUUAACUUAUAUAUUAUGACAUAUUAAUGCAUUCUUAAUUUCGACCAU